Chaetomium globosum CBS 148.51 is the source of this 4833-nucleotide messenger RNA. RefSeq lists its product as uncharacterized. NCBI's taxonomy places the organism in Eukaryota, Fungi, Ascomycota, Sordariomycetes, Sordariales, Chaetomiaceae. Bases 1 to 4833 code for a protein of 1610 amino acids. The record is from RefSeq and is a predicted model, not a curated record. Gene Ontology annotation, biological process: telomere maintenance; DNA repair. Gene Ontology annotation, molecular function: DNA helicase activity. The transcript has 7 exons.
AUGGGUGACGGUUACAAGGGUUGUUCACCCAGGAGCCACACCGGAGCAACAGCCCCCGUAGCGAGCCUUAGCGAGCGGAGGUGGCUCUCGUCAAUUGCGCCAGCUUCUGGCAACUUUUCAGCUCAUUUCCAGCAGAUGGCGGGCGUGGGAGCUGCAGACGCGCCCGGUAGAAGUGGCGAUAGUGGCAACCGCGGCAACGGGGCUGGCGACACCAUUGCUGGCCCCAGCACCAUGAUUUGCUUUAGAUGCAAUACCCGAAGGCCUGUUAGCAUGUUCUACGCUCAGCUACGGGCAAAGCCUUCUUCGUCUUCGUCGUCACCGUCUCUCUCCCAGCUUGAUUCAUCGCGCCCCGCUCCCACGACACCGGGAGCCGGUGGCCCGCCGCUCGUCACACCGGAGGUGCGGCAGGGUCACUCUAGUGGGAGCUUCUUGCCGUCGGGCCGGUCAUCGGUCCACUCGUCUCAAUAUGACGGUGACGACGUCCCCAACAACUUCUCCUCAAGCCAGCUUCCCUCCAGCCUCAUCCCCGCCUCCCAGUUGCCUCCACGCCCUGCGAGAGGACGCCCGCUUUCAGUGCGGCCUAUACCUGCUCGCGAUCUCACAGCACCCGAUCCUCCAUUUGAGCCGGGGGUGACGCCGCUGGAUACAAUUGCGGUAACUUCGGAGGAUGCCCGGCUUAUCAAAUCCUUUCACCAGCAGCUUACGGACGACAAGAUGGAGCUUUGCGGCCGGUGUCAGCACCGCUGGUUUGACAUGAAGCUACGGGACUUUAAUGGUGUUGCUGUCUGCCACACGUGCCAGCGUCGCGACUUCCCCUACCUCCGUGAGCAAGCCGACCAGCCUCCCCUUCCCUAUUUCUACUCAGCCGCCAACAAUCUUGACUUCGGAGACGUCCCUCCUCAGCUGGCAAGACUAGGUGAGCUCACCCCGGUUGAGGAAAUGCUUAUCGCGAGCGUCCAUGUCCAUAUUCAGGUCCUGACGGUGCGCGGUGCGCAAUACAAGUAUCGCGGUCACGUCGUGCAUUUCUUGCGGGACGUGGGCAAGGUCUAUGGCCAGCUACCAUGCCUUGCGCGGGAUCUUGACGUUAUCAUCUUACGGCCUGCCAACACCGCAAACCACCCGCAUCUCCAGCGCCAGUUCCGUCGUCAAUUUGUUGUGCGCCGCAAGGUCGUCACCGCGUGGCUGCUUUUCUUGCGCGCCCACCACCCCGGCUAUCGAGAUAUUGAGGUGGACCAAGCUGCCUUGCAAGCCCUCCCGGAGCGCGGCGAUCUCAUGGACCAGCUUCCCAUCCAUGAAGUUGAGGAUGCUGCUGUCAGCCUCGAGGAUGCUGUUGAAGAUGUUGACUUUGAUGACCAGGAGGCGGCUGCUGUACCGAAUAUGGUCGUCAGCGAGCGAGAACUUGAUAUGUUGCGCGCUGAGCUUGCUGGUGAGCCUCAUGUCCACAAUCCCAUGGAAUUUCAACCCCGGCGGCAAUCUCCACCUCCAGAUGAAGCACCACCAGCUCAGGACCAUAUCGUCGUCCCCGAGAUUCGCAGCACUCCCCUCAGCGAAUUCAAUCGCUCCCAAGCUCUUCUCUCUCUUGCCUUCCCCUCACUUUACCCGGAAGGAAAAGCUGAAUUUGUGCUCCCGCGGCAGCGCAGUAUCGAAUAUGGCGACUAUCUACAGCAUGCACUGAAAUGGCGCGACGGGCGCUUCGCGCGCCACCCCCGAUUUCGCUUCGUCGCCUUCAAUACUCGGAUGAGGCGUCAGAUCAGCGCCAGAAGCGCGUUUUUCGUGAAGCGUCAUGAGCAGCUCAACCCCGAGCCAGUCAAUAUCGACACUUUGAAGGAGGCGCUCCGCAAUGAGACCCCUGACGGCAAACGGCUUCUUGACUCCAUCGUGCGAUGGACGGGCAGUAUCCGCGGCACCAAAGCUUACUGGGGUGUCAAGCUUCAGGAGCUGCUCGCCAUGGCCUUCGCGCUCAAAUGCCCCAGUGCUUUCAUUACUUUCAGUGCUGCAGAUAACCACUGGCAAAGCCUUCAUCAACACAUGCCGCGCUUUGAGGAGUGGCUGGCUGCUGAAGAGCUCCAGCGGAUGCGCAUCUCUGUCGCCAAUUUGCGCGAUAAUCCCCAUAUCGCAGCCUACCACUUUCACCGCCGCCUGCAACUGUUCACCACGCUCGUCAUGAAGCAGAAGUUCAAUCUCACUGAACUAUGGCAACGGUACGAGUGGCAGGGCCGUGGCAGUCCCCACAGCCAUGGCCUAUACUGGUUCCUUGAAGCACCGCUCCCUGAGGUGACUUCAGAGGCAGCCCGCCAGCAGUUCGCUGAGUUUUGGGGCAUUCACGUCCACGCCGUCAACCCGGAGGCUGGGCGGCAGAUGCCGCCGGGCGAAAGCAACCCGCUACGCGCCAUUCCCACUGUUGACAGUGAGCUAAGCUUCGCUCAGCUGUCCAAGGUUGUCAACCGCAUGUACGACGGUGCCCGCAAUGACGCUAUUCUCAACAGCUUCAACCCGGCCGUCAUCAUCGCGUGGCUGGCAAACAUCGAUUUCUCUCCCUGCACGUCUCUCUCUGCUGUCGUCAACUACGUCGCCAAAUACGCUGCCAAGGGCGAAGAGGCGACGGUCUCAUACAGAGAGAUGGCCAGCAAGAUUCUCCCACACGUCUCUCAUCGCACGCCUAUGCUUUCUUUCGUCAGCAAGAUGAUGAAUAAGAUAGCCGCGGAGCGAGAUUACUCAGCCCAGGAGAUCGCUCACCAUCUCCUUGAGCUUCAACUCGUCCACUGCAGCCGUCAGAUUCUCAAGGUGGACUGCCGAAGCCCUGAGGCGCAACGUCAGUACAUCAUCCAUGACGAGACGGUCCAGGAGACGCUCUCCAUUUACACUAAAUAUCUGGGCCGAGAGGACACCGAGGAUUGGGGUGGGAUCAGCUACUUCCAAUUCCUGACGAAGGUGAACUUCUCCAAGAAGCCAUGGCGGCACUGGCAAGCACCAGCAAAAGACCGGGUGCUGCGGUACUUUCCCAAAUACAAGCAAGAAACUCAAAGAGACGACUUUUGCCGUAUGAAGCUGACGUUGCACCACCCCCACCGUCACCACGACGAGCUCAAGAUUGUAGAUGGUGUCCCGUUUGCUAGCUACUCUGCCGCCUACCGCUACUGCUUGGAGAACCACAGCCACGAAGACGACUAUUACGGCGUCAUGGCUGACGGUCACGAAGAGGAGUUUCAGGAGGCGUCAGAUGAGGACGAGGAGCCACCAGACGCGGCCAAUCCCAUCCCCUGGGACGAGUUGGCGCGUGAGCUCCCGCGACGGGGUCCGGAGACGGAGGAUAUCGAACUCCUGGGCAACCGUCCGCAGGAUCUUACAAAAGAUUGGGGCAGCCACGUUGGCACCCGCCCAUACUGGCUCAGCAACCAGCUUUGGAAGGAGACCAAGCUCGCCCAUCCCCUUGGCUUUGACGUCGGUGACUUCCCUGACGGUGCGGAGGACACCUUGAGCCCCCACCAGCGCCUCAUCUACGACAUGGUGAUGACCCACGACCAGCAGACUGUUGAUGGUUUGCACCCUCCACCGCUCAGGCUCAAUAUUGACGGCAGAGGCGGCUCAGGCAAGUCUUACGCUAUCAAGCUAAUAUCCGCUCAUCUGUACAAGCGGGCGGUGCAGCAAGCGCGCCCUGAUGCUGAGAAUAUCGUCAUUCGGUCAGCACCAACGGGCGUAGCUGCCAACGGGAUCCAGGGGACCACGCUUCACUCACUGCUCCGCCUCCCCGUCGGUAUCGUCGCCUUCGAGCCACUGAGCCCUCCAGACGUGGCUGCCGCGCAAGCUCGCCUCCAGUCGCUCAAAUAUCUCGUCAUUGACGAGAAAUCUAUGAUCUCGCUGAAGACGAUGGGCUUCAUCGAUAACCGCCUGCGUCAGAUCUUCCCCCGCAGCAAUGAGCCAUUCGGGGGGGUCAGUAUUCUGCUGAUGGGCGACUUCUAUCAGCUCCCCCCCGUCAGGGGCAAGCCACUGUACUCCCCGGCUCAGCUAGUUGAGCCGCUAGAGAUUACCGGCCGCAAUGCUUACCAGGCGCUGAAUCAGACCAUUGAACUCACCGUCGCCCAGCGUCAGCGAGGUGCGGAUCAGGAGGCUUUUCGGGCCGCCCUAGAAAGGCCUCAGAAACAACCAGCCAACGAGGAGGUCGCGCUUUUCGAUGAGGCUAUUCGCAUCUUCCCUACGAAUCAGCAAGUCACCAACUACAACCUCGACCACAUGGUCGCCCUCCAGCAGCCUUGCCGCCAAGUCGUCGCCAAGCACACAGGGCUGGGAGCCGAGACAGUGCCCGCCUCCGAUGCUGGGAAUCUCCACUACAAGCUUCCCCUUUGCAUUGGUGCGAGGGUGAUGUUGACGGAGAAUAUCUGGACGCCCGCGGGCCUCGUCAACGGAGCAUUGGGGACCGUCCGCGAUAUUGCCUGGGCAGCAGGCGUAGACUGGAGACAAGAAGCCCCCAACAUCGUCGCCGUUGAGUUUGACAGCUACGAGGGCCCGCCGAUGUGUCCCGCUGGCUUCUCUGUUGAGGGGGCGCCUUCAGGGGGCCGCAUUGUCUGCACCCGCAAGCAGUUUCCUUUGACCAUCGCCUACGCCAUCACCGUCCACAAGUCGCAGGGGAUGACCGUAGAGAAGGCGGUUGUGGAUAUCUCGGAGCGGGACUUCCAGCCGGGGCUUUCGUCGCCCCAGCGGCCAUAUUUCAACCUGACACCCCCAACGUCGUCUCAGCGCCAUAGCGACAGCACCGGUACUGCCAGUCAAUCGCCUACAGCUCCCAGCGACCGCCCGGAACACUUGCUCCGUGUUCUGCCAUCUCUCACCGCAUAA